GACUUUUCUUAAGGAGGAGUUAAGUUUUAUGGGGACAGUUCAUAAGUGAGAGUGCCGGCUUUGUUAAAUAUUAGUCUUGCAGGAGGCAGAGUUCAACACGGAUGAAGAUAACUCCUCGGGGGACUAACCAAGGUCCACGAGGAGAGAGAGAGUUCUGUGCAAAUAUCUGUUACAACCAAACCAGCCUUUGCCUCUUUGCUGCUUUAUGUAAUUGAACAGAACGCAAUCCAGUGGAAAGCUCAUUCACAAGAACAGCUGUUGAAUAUUUCAAGAAGAAGAUACAAAGCAGAGAAAUCACACUUUUGGCAGAAAUGGCAUCUGAAAAAGAAAUGAGCGUACAUGUCAAUGGAAAAAUUGAAGAGAUGGAGACAGAAGACAAUGUAUCUGGCUCUGAAAGCAAAAGUAAAAAAAAGAAAAAGAAAGAAAAGCCUAAAAUGGUCAGUCCUCUUACAGUGUUUCGUUACGCUGACUGGGCCGACAGAGCAUUAAUGUUAAUGGGCACCCUCUUGGCAGCCGUGCAUGGAUCUGCCCUUCCACUGAUGAUGAUUGUUUUUGGAGAUAUGACAGACAGCUUUGUGACUUCAGGAAGUCUUCCCACAGUAAAUUUAACAGAUGAAAUGGAAUCCCUACUAAAGAAGGAGAUGGGUGAUAUGUUACAGAAAAAUAUGACAAGAUAUGCAUACUAUUAUUCAGGAAUUGGUGCUGGAGUUCUUGUUGCUGCCUACAUAGAGAUUGCAUGCUGGACGCUUGCAGCCGGACGCCAGGUCCGGCGUAUUAGGCUGCGUUUUUUCCAUGCUGUCCUCCGGCAAGAAAUUGGAUGGUUUGAUGUCAACGAUGUUGGGGAGCUAAAUACUCGACUUAUAGAUGAUGUCUCCAAGAUCAAUGAAGGAAUUGGUGAUAAGAUUGCAAUGUUAAUCCAAGGAAUAUCUUCAUUUAUAGCAGCAGUUGUAAUUGGAUUUGUUAAAGGAUGGGAACUGACUCUUGUGAUACUUGCCAUCAGUCCCGUUUUGGGACUGUCAGCUGCAAUCUGGGCAAAGGUCAUUACUGCUUUCACCAACAAAGAGCUUGCUGCGUAUGCAAAGGCUGGAUCCGUCGCUGAGGAGGUUCUAUCGGGAAUUAGAACAGUGAUGGCUUUUGGAGGACAGAAAAAAGAAAUUGACCGGUAUUCUAAAAAUUUAGAAGAUGCUAAAAACAUGGGAAUAAAAAAGGCUAUUAUGGCUAACAUGUCCAUAGGAAUUGCUUUCUUACUGAUAUAUGCAGCAUAUGCAUUGGGUUUCUGGUAUGGAACUACUUUGAUCCUUGCGGGCAAGUACAGUAUUGGGAAAGUCCUCACGAUCUUCUUUGCUGUCCUGAUUGGAGCAUUCAGCCUUGGGCAGGCAGCUCCAAACCUAGAAGCCUUUGCUAUUGCCAGAGGAGCCGCUUAUGCAAUUUUCAACAUCAUAGACAGUGAACCUAAGAUUGACAGUUUCUCAGAAUCUGGUUACAAACCUGACCAAAUUAAAGGAGAUAUGGCUUUCCACAAUGUGCAUUUCAAUUAUCCAGCAAGAGAAGAUGUCCAGGUGUUAAAAGGGCUGAAUCUGAAGAUUAACAGUGGCCAGACAGUCGCUCUGGUAGGCAGCAGUGGCUGCGGGAAAAGCACAACAGUCCAAUUGAUACAGAGAUUUUAUGAUCCUCUGGAAGGCAUGGUCACCAUUGAUGGACAGGAUAUUAAGACCAUAAAUAUAAGGUAUCUGAGGGAAAUUAUAGGCGUGGUGAACCAGGAACCUGUGUUGUUUGCCACCACCAUUGCAGAAAAUAUUCGCUAUGGCCGUGAAGACGUCACCAUGGAAGAGAUGGAGAAAGCCGUGAAAGAAGCCAAUGCCUAUGACUUCAUCAUGAAGUUGCCUGAUAAGUUUGACACUAUGGUUGGAGACAGAGGGGCACAGCUAAGUGGAGGGCAAAAGCAAAGGAUAGCCAUUGCUCGGGCUCUGGUUCGGAAUCCCAAGAUUCUCUUGCUGGACGAGGCAACGUCAGCUUUGGACACAGAAAGUGAAGCUGUGGUUCAAGCAGCGUUGGACAAGGCAAGGGAAGGCCGCACCACAAUAGUGAUCGCCCAUCGCUUGUCUACAGUCCGAAACGCAGACCUGAUUGCUGCUUUUGAAGAUGGCACCAUCAUAGAGCAAGGGUCUCAUAAUGAACUUAUGAAAAGGAAAGGAGUUUACUACAAACUGGUUAAUAUGCAGUCCAUUGAAACCGAAGUUCAUACGGACGAAUCUGACGAAGAGAAUCCCGGUUUCCAAAAACAAGAACCAUUGAAACGUGUUCUAUCAAAUGGAGUGAGAAGGCGUUCAACUCGCAGGAGUGUAAAAAACCCAGAAACAUCAGAUGAAGACCCGGAGGUCGAAACUGUUCAGCCUGAUGAAAAUUUGCCCCCUGUUUCAUUUUUGAGAAUCAUGAGGCUCAAUAAAUCUGAGUGGCCUUACUUUUUAGUGGGAACACUCUCUGCACUCAUCAAUGGAGCCAUGCAGCCUGCAUUUUCAGUCAUUUUCUCAGAAAUCAUAGGGAUUUUUGCAAAAAAAGAAAAUUUAAGACAAAAGAGUGAUAUGUAUUCAUUGCUCUUUUUAGGAAUCGGAAUUGUUUCCUUUGUAACAUUUUUUCUUCAGGGCUACACUUUUGGCAAAGCUGGAGAGGUCCUGACAAUGAAGCUUCGCUACAUGGGAUUCAAAGCAAUGCUUAGACAGGAUAUUGGUUAUUUUGAUGAUCCUAAAAACAGUACUGGAGCAUUGACGACACGUCUUGCUCAUGAUGCUUCUGAAGUGAAAGGGGCGACUGGGGCCAGGCUCGCUACGUUUGCCCAAAACCUGGCUAACCUUGGAACAGGAGUUAUUAUCUCAUUUGUGUAUGGCUGGCAGAUGACCCUCUUAAUUUUGGCUGUUGUGCCCAUCAUUGCCAUAGGAGGGCUCAUUGAAAUGAGAAUGUUGUCUGGACAUGCCAAGAAAGAUAAGAAAGAGCUUGAAAGUGCAGGGAAGAUCGCAACAGAAGCCAUAGGAAAUAUCAGAACUGUUGUUUCUCUCACUCGGGAAAGAAAAUUUGAAUCCAUGUAUGGAGAAAAUUUGCUAGUACCCUACAGAAAUUCAGUGAAGAAAGCACACAUUCAUGGAUUGACCUUCAGUGUUUCCCAGGCAAUGAUGUAUUUUACCUAUGCGGGUUGUUUUCGAUUUGGGGCUUGGCUUGUGGCAGGUGAAUACAUGGAGUUUAAGUCUGUUUUCUUGGUAUUUUCCUGUAUUGUCUUUGGUGCCAUGGCAUUAGGACAGACAUCUUCAUUUACACCAGACUAUGCCAAAGCCAAGAUAUCUGCUGCUCAUCUGUUUGCACUGUUUGAAAGAGAACCCUUAAUAGAUAAUUACAGUGAGAAGGGAGAGAAACCAGAAAAAUUUGAUGGCAACACAGCCUUGAAGGAUGUGGUCUUCAACUAUCCCAACCGACCCGAUGUCACGGUACUCAAUGGGUUGAAGGUUGCUGUGGAGAAAGGGCAGACGUUGGCUCUUGUGGGAAGCAGUGGCUGCGGGAAGAGCACAGUGGUCCAGCUGCUUGAAAGAUUUUAUGACCCCCUCAAUGGAGAAGUGCUCCUGGAUGGUCACAACGCAAAGCAAUUACAUGUCCAGUGGUUGAGAUCCCGGAUUGGGAUUGUUUCUCAAGAACCAGUCUUGUUUGACUGCAGUAUUGCUGAGAAUAUUGCUUAUGGGGACAAUAGCAGAGAGGUGCCGUUUGAAGAAAUCGUCGAAGUAGCUAAAGCAGCCAACAUUCACUCCUUCAUUGAAACUUUACCAGACAAAUACAACACUGCUGUUGGUGACAAAGGGACUCAACUUUCGGGAGGCCAGAAACAACGCAUUGCUAUUGCCCGUGCUCUUAUCCGUCAGCCUACAAUUCUUCUUCUGGAUGAAGCUACCUCUGCACUUGAUACAGAAAGUGAAAAGGUUGUCCAGGAGGCUCUGGAUAAAGCCAGACAAGGGCGUACCUGCAUCGUAAUAGCUCACCGCUUAUCUACAGUGCAGAAUGCAGACUGUAUAGCUGUGAUCCAAAAUGGUAAAGUCAUAGAACAUGGAAGACACCAGCAGCUACUGGCUAUGAAAGGAGUCUAUUACUCUCUAGUCAAUGUUCAGGCAGGAACAGCUACUGAAUAAAUUAAAAAGUGAGCACUGCUGAUGUGGAUUUCGUUUUAAAGAAGGCCACAGCAACAGAUACUCCUUAUACCAUCUCCAUCUUAUGCAAAAUAACCUUGCGGUAGUGACGGACUGAGCUCCAUAAGGGUUAUUAACAUGACAUUUCCCUGCCUGGACACUUUUUCCUCAGCUGAGGUCAGUACAAUGUACAUUUUGGAAAGUGUGAUUAGAUGUGUGUCAUUCCAAGCACUCGAUGUCCAAAACAGCAACAAAACAUACAGAAGUGUUGAAGAAAGAAAACCACUUUAUGUUCUACAUGGCUCAGAGACCAAUGAUCACAAACAGUUUCAAAGUUUGAUCAAAUACACCUAGAUCCUGGAACCCAGUUGUGCUGGGAAAAGGUUUCAAAGCAUUUUUCAAGUAUCUUGGCAUGAUGAACCUCGACAUUGGACGAGGGACAACACUGCAGAUGUUGUUGGACUCACACCGUGCCUCAAUAUUAUCUCUGCUCUUUAGGGAUGAUGAUAGUUACUCUUUCAGUGUUGGAAGAGCUACAACUGCCAACCCCUGCUUUAAAGGAAAUCUGCUUGAGAUGAAGGCCUCCACAAGAUUUAGUUAUCUGUCCUUCGGUAGUACAUAACACUAGUAUAGGAUACUGUAAUUAACUAUUUUAUAAUCACAACUUAUAACUCUUUCAUAUUACUUUGAAAUGUCAUGAGCCACUUCAUGACUCAGUGAGAUAUAAACAUAGAAGAAUCAAA
This is a messenger RNA of Anolis sagrei ordinatus, 4906 nucleotides long. RefSeq names its product ATP binding cassette subfamily B member 1 (gene ABCB1). Gene Ontology annotation, cellular component: membrane. The record is from RefSeq and is a predicted model, not a curated record. Gene Ontology annotation, biological process: transmembrane transport. Gene Ontology annotation, molecular function: ABC-type oligopeptide transporter activity; ATP binding; ATP hydrolysis activity. Lineage: Eukaryota; Metazoa; Chordata; Lepidosauria; Squamata; Anolidae.